Penicillium malachiteum is the source of this 531-nucleotide messenger RNA. RefSeq lists its product as uncharacterized. The record is from RefSeq and is a predicted model, not a curated record. The transcript has 2 exons. The annotation marks the transcript as partial. Lineage: Eukaryota; Fungi; Ascomycota; Eurotiomycetes; Eurotiales; Aspergillaceae.
GGCCGGCCAUUCGGAGCGACCGGCUCACCCAACCACCGAGCAGGCCGAAAUUUAUCAGGAUCGGGGAAUAUACUGGUGGUCCCUGGAACGUUCAGCUCGUUGCAGGCUUCAAGUCAGGUGGAGAAGACUCUGCACACAAGUGAAGCUGGCCGGAGAAUACUACAUACUAUCCAAAACCCUCCGCUCCUCGUUAUUGCCUGCUUGUUCUCCAUCAUUGCUCUUGGAGCUUUGGUGUGGCUUCUACGUUUUGAAAAGCUCAGAAGGAACUUCUCGUGGCUGAUCAACAAAAUCCUUGUGCCUCGUACUCUUAAUGCUACAGCUGGGCUUCUGACUACUCUGAUCAGCGUCUAUACCUCAAAAGGAGGGGACUGGUCAGUGAUGGCUAUAAUGACCAUCGCAGUUACUGGCACGACCCUGUUAGUAUCCGCAACCUUCCUUGCGGUAUAUAAAUUCUACAAGUUGGACCCACUGGCCCGCAAGGAUAGGGGCAUCAGACGUCGCUGGUAUUAUAAGAUCUCAUCUGUUGGAUAA